This is a messenger RNA of Strongyloides ratti, 942 nucleotides long. Its product is annotated as GDP-L-fucose synthase. Gene Ontology annotation, molecular function: GDP-L-fucose synthase activity. Bases 1 to 942 code for a protein of 313 amino acids. Gene Ontology annotation, biological process: nucleotide-sugar biosynthetic process. NCBI's taxonomy places the organism in Eukaryota, Metazoa, Nematoda, Chromadorea, Rhabditida, Strongyloididae. The record is from RefSeq and is a predicted model, not a curated record. The transcript is spliced from 3 exons.
AUGCGUGUUCUUGUAACUGGAGGUACAGGACUUGUUGGUUCAGCAAUAAAAAAAGUUAUUUUAGAAGAAGAUUGUAAAGAGGAUGAGUAUAUUUUUAUUGGUUCAAAAGAUUGUGAUUUAACAAAUCUUGAAAAAACUAGAGAAUUAUUUAAAAAACAUAAACCUACCCAUGUAAUUCAUUUGGCUGCUAAAGUUGGAGGUUUAUUUGAUAAUAUGGCUCAUAAUUUGUCAUUUUUUCAAAUAAAUAUGGAUAUUAAUAAGAAUGUACUUCAAUGUUGUUAUGAAGAAAAUGUUAUAAAGUGUGUUUCAUGUUUAUCAACGUGCAUUUUUCCUGAUAAGACAACAUAUCCAAUAGAUGAAUCCAUGAUACACAAUGGUCCUCCACAUGACUCAAAUUUUGGAUAUUCUUAUGCUAAAAGAAUGAUUGAUAUUCUUAAUAGAGGUUAUGCUCAAGAACAUGGUGUAAAAUAUACCUCUGUAAUACCAUGUAACAUUUUUGGAGAAAAUGAUAAUUAUAAUUUAGAUAGUGCUCAUGUUAUUCCAGCAAUUAUACAUAAAGUAUAUUUAGCUCAAAAAAAUGGAACACCAUUAACUGUAUUUGGAAGUGGUACUCCAUUAAGGCAAUUUAUUUAUUCAUCAGAUUUAGCUAAAUUAUUCAUUUGGGUUCUUAAAAAUUAUGAUGAAAUUGAACCAAUAAUUCUUUCAGUUGAUGAGAAAGAUGAAGUUGCAAUUAUGGAUGCUGUAAAUGGUGUUGUAAAAGCAAUGAACUUUACUGGUGAAAUAUUUAAAGAUACAUCUAAAGCAGAUGGUCAAUAUAAAAAAACUGCUUCCAAUUCAAAAUUAAGAAAAUAUUUACCAGAUUUUAAGUUUACACCUUUUGAGGUGGCAUUAAAACAAUCUGUUGAAUGGUUUAUCAAAAAUUAUGACAAUGCUAGAAUUUAG